AUGGGUGAUUUGCCAGAGGCGCGUAUUACCGAAUCGCGGCCGUUCAGGAACGUCGGAAUCGACUACUGCGGCCCAUUCUACAUCAAGGAGAGGAGGGACCGCAACCGACGUAAAAUCAAGACGUACGCCGCCAUAUUCGUUUGUCUGGCGACAAAGGCGGUCCACAUAGAGUUAGUCAGCGACCUAACCACCGACGCCUUCUUGGCCGCGCUACGCCGUUUCAUCUCGCGGCGAGGAUACUGCGCAACGAUCCUCACCGACAACGGCACCAAUUUCGUCGGGGCUAAUCGGGAGCUGCAAGAACUCCGGACCCUAUUGCAGUCCGACGACCACCAGGAUAGGGAAGCCGCAGUUAAAUCGUUCAAACGCCAUCUCAUCCGCGUGGUCGGCACGGAGCUCCUGACCUUUGAACACCUCAACACCCUUGUGAUCGAAAUUGAGGCCAUUCUCAAUUCACGCCCACUGACUCCCAUCUCAUCCGAUCCGAAAGAUCCCCCUGUCCUCACUCCCGGUCAUUUUCUAAUCGGUGAUACCCUAACCAGUUUACGGGAGCGUGAUUUCAGGACAGUUCCAUCAGGACGGCUAUCCAGUUGGCAGCGCAUUCACCAGAUUAAGCAGCACUUCUGGAGCCGAUGGUAUCGAGAAUACCUAAACGAGUUAACCCGCCGCAGCAAAUGGGACAAGGGCAAACACAACAUUCAUGAAGGCACCGUAGUAAUCCUCAGGGAGGACAACGUGCCCUCUAUGCAGUGGCCUUUGGGCCGCGUAAUCAAGGUCCAUCCAGGAGCCGACGGAAUCAUCCGGACCGCUACCGUGCAGACGGCAACAAGCAUCCUGGACCGCGGCGUCAAAAGACUGGUCCCCUUACCCAUCCACCCAGAUCCAGACGAGGCCGAACGCCCACACGGAGCGAAGGAGGUCACCAACGACACACCAGACUCCACAGCCAGAAUUUGA
Bombus huntii is the source of this 957-nucleotide messenger RNA. RefSeq lists its product as uncharacterized. The coding region runs from base 1 to 957 and encodes 318 amino acids. The transcript is spliced from 2 exons. The record is from RefSeq and is a predicted model, not a curated record. Gene Ontology annotation, molecular function: nucleic acid binding. NCBI's taxonomy places the organism in Eukaryota, Metazoa, Arthropoda, Insecta, Hymenoptera, Apidae.